AUGAGCUCAUUUUCUUAUCAUGGUGAUCAGAAUUUCCCUGCUGCUCCAACGUUUUUGCAAGUUAUGCAAUUUGCGGGGCAGCAUCCUGGUGGCCUUGGAGUUCCUGCUGUUGACAUGGCAUUCCCUGGCUAUGUUACUCACCCCAAUGGAAUGGGGAAUUCAGAAAUGACAUGGCUACCUGUUUUGGCUGGUGCUGCUGGGGCUUUAGGUGCUGCAGGAGCUUUAGGGGCAACAUAUUAUUCACCUUAUAUCACAAUGGAUGGUGCUUAUCAUGCUAGGCCAUCUGGCCAGACCUCUGCAUUGACUCCUACAAGUGCAUUAAGAGGUAGAGUGUAUCUUCCUCAAGAUGAGCUAGCCCAAUAUGGGCUAUGUGAUGACGAUGUUUACUCAAGAAGAGUGACUGAUAAUUGGAGAGAAUUCAUGAAAUGGCAGAUUAACCGGGCUAGGUUUUACUUCAACCAAGCCGAAGAAGGAGCUUCCAAGCUUGACAAAGAUAGCCGAUGGCCGAUAUGUUCAUAUUUAAAUUUCAAAUCUUUAUUACUCCAUUAUUUAUCCCAAAAAGUGGUUUCAUUGUUAAUGAAAGCUAUUGGAUGGCAGGGAGGAAGUAUAUUAUCCCUUGAGACACUAAAACGUGUGGUGGUUGCUGGAAAUAGGGCAUGGGAUGCACUUGUUGCACAAGGUCUUAGGGCACUUCAACCACAUGGCAGUGACUACAAUGACCAUAACAAAGAUCCCACACUUUCAACAGACUGUUUUGCUUCAUCAACUCCGUCAGCUUUGUCUCAAACAUUUGCUUAUCUGCUUCCAUAG
This is a messenger RNA of Lactuca virosa, 810 nucleotides long. NCBI's taxonomy places the organism in Eukaryota, Viridiplantae, Streptophyta, Magnoliopsida, Asterales, Asteraceae. The record is from the annotation of a GenBank genome assembly.